AUGGAACAGAUCUUGGACCUUCUGAGCCCAAAGUUAGAGCCUUGUCUGCACGACCAUCCUUCCUCCCCUAUAGGUUCCCAGGCAGGUAAUUCUACUGAACCCAAGACUCAGCCCAAAGAAGAAAACAAUUCAAAUCUCCAGGAGAAGCAAGAGGUCUGCAGACCACAAAGUAUUACUUACGAAAACAUCAGUGGGUCUACUGGUAGCAAGCUUCUGCUGACCUGUCCUAGCUCUUCAUGGGAGAAUUUGAUAAUAGUAACUUGGAAGAUACGACCACGGAAGGGAGCUCACUGCAGCCUGGCCUACAGGGAAGAUACACGCACAGGGAACAGAACAACCUGCAGUGAGAGACUGGACUGGAAGCCUGAACCAGAGCAGAAUUUUACCCUUCAGCUUUCAUCAGUGGAACUCACUGACGAGGGCUUUUACAUCUGUGAAAUCCUAAGCAGUGAUGGGAACUUCCACCGAUGCUACCAUCUGACUGUGUUAGUCCCUCCCGAGGUCACCGUGAAUUGUGACGGAAGUGGCAAUGUGGUGUGCAAAGCAGCUGCAGGGAAACCAGCUGCACAAAUCUCGUGGGUCCCAGAAGUCUGUCACAGCACUAAGGAUGACUCUCACCCCAAUGGGACAGUGACUGUUCUCAGCACAUGCAUAGCUAACGCCACUGCGGACAGUCAAGUAACCUGCUCUUUCUCUCACCCAACGGGAAACCAGAGCCUGUCCAUAGGCUGCCACUCAGGUAAUGAAAUGGGUAAAGUGGGUCUUCUGCGGUGGGUCUUGAUUCUUCCUGGUCUCCUGAGCUUGCUGUUCAUAUUGGCUUUCAUCCACCUGUGCCUGCCCUGUAAUCACAGGUUUUGUCACAGAUCCCAAACUCUGGCAACUGGUCCUCCAGACAGCACUCCAGUAAGAAAGGCAAUAUAAACCAAGAUGACACCACAUUAUGGUCUGUGAGGAGAAAUUGUCGGAUUCUGCUUUCUGGAGCUGUUUUCCAUAAACUGACCACUAGACACUGACAUAUGCAAGACAGAACCAAUCAGUACCAUGAAUUAGCCUUGCAACAUGUGCCUGUGUCAUGGUCCCUGUCUCAGACUAGGAUCCUUGGCAUCCAAAGGCAAUGGGCUUUGCCAAGUCUCUCUCAUUACAUCAGUACAAGCUGUGCUGACAACAGCUGUGAUGCAAAUGGCUCUUGGACAGCCAGCAGGCCAUGGAUGCUAAAAGUCUCUGUCCGUCUCUAUCUGUCUCAAUUCAUUGUUAUAAAAUGAGAAGCAAGUACUGUUAAAUAAGUGUGACAUAAAAAUGAAGGUUACUCCCCUUAUUUCUUAGGGAGUGAGUAAGUUUACAUACACCUGGGGGCCCAAAGUUGGCAACCCAAGACAAUUUUUUUUUUUUUUUACCAACUGCAUUUUUUUUUUUUACUCUCACAUAUUUUUAUAAAAAUGUGUUACAAACUUCAAAUAAAAUCUUUCUGCCAGGAUCUGGACAAGGGCUAGUUUCAAAUUUAUGGCUCUAAUACCAACCAUACUAAAAAGUUUGGUUGGCAGUAAAAAGAUUUGCAACAUAUAGGUGCAUUCCCAUAAGCGUGCAAGUGUGCUUUCCAGUGCCUUUAGCUGUUUGAGGUGCCACAAGCCACACACAGUGCAUGUGCACCCAUGCAACAUGCUAUUAAUUUGCAGCAUGGUGGGGUUUUUUUACAAAAGGAAAUCUUGGUGCCAAAAAAAGCAGCGUGGUGCACAUGGUAGCAACAAGUGCUGCCUUAAACCAGAGCCUGGCUAGCCAGAGCCCAGCUCUGGCUGCUGGUCAGACUCCAAGUGGCCAGCUCUGCACUGAUCAGAAGCCCCACCUUGUCUCUUACAAUGGGAGUCUAGCAGACCUUAUGGACUAAUAUAACUGCUCUGCAGCACAAACCAGCUUGUAUUCAGCUCCAAGUUUAAAAUCUACUACCUCCUCAACCAUGCCAUGUUGAGAUGGCAUGGUUGAGUGGUGGUGGUGGUGGUUUGAGCAUGACAACGACCAGCGGGUAAUACACCACAGUGUGAAUUGGCAAUGUAUUGGGUUGCUUCUCCAUUUCUUUCUUUCUGUAUAAAUGCUAAUUACUGCAGGACACAAUGAGGCCAGUGUGUGUGUGUCUGCUUCUUCCUUUGUCCUGUAGCCUUCUGGGAGCUGUAGUGCAUGCUACAGUUCCUUCUCCCAGGCCCCUGGGGGUGCCUGUCAUGACCCAAUGAUUGUGUGCGCGCUUCGGCACUGCAGAAUUAUUUCCCGCCACAUGGAGCUUUCUUUGCACGGUGCAAUUCUCAGCUGCAGAGAGAAAACCCCGGUGCAAAGGAG
Messenger RNA from Alligator sinensis (Chinese alligator), 2325 nucleotides. RefSeq names its product cell surface glycoprotein CD200 receptor 1-B-like. Gene Ontology annotation, cellular component: external side of plasma membrane. The transcript has 6 exons. The record is from RefSeq and is a predicted model, not a curated record. Gene Ontology annotation, biological process: regulation of neuroinflammatory response. NCBI's taxonomy places the organism in Eukaryota, Metazoa, Chordata, Crocodylia, Alligatoridae. Gene Ontology annotation, molecular function: signaling receptor activity. Bases 1 to 921 code for a protein of 306 amino acids.